Messenger RNA from Catharus ustulatus (Swainson's thrush), 2208 nucleotides. Its product is annotated as probable D-lactate dehydrogenase, mitochondrial. The transcript is spliced from 10 exons. Gene Ontology annotation, biological process: lactate catabolic process. Bases 348 to 2039 code for a protein of 563 amino acids. The record is from RefSeq and is a predicted model, not a curated record. Gene Ontology annotation, cellular component: mitochondrion. Lineage: Eukaryota; Metazoa; Chordata; Aves; Passeriformes; Turdidae. Gene Ontology annotation, molecular function: D-lactate dehydrogenase (NAD+) activity; FAD binding; D-lactate dehydrogenase (cytochrome) activity.
GAGGUCCAGGAGGGUUGAGAGGCAUGGGGACACGUGGCUGGGUAUGGGGACAGAUGGAUGUGGGGACACGGUGACUCCUGGACCUGAAUGGGGACACCUGGCUGUGCAUGGCAACAAUCGGGACAGCGGGGCAUGGGGACACCUGGCUGGGAAUGGGGACAGAUGGGCAGGGGGACACGGUGUCUCCUGUCUGGGCGGGGAGGAGCAUGGGGCCAUGUGGUCUCCGCUGGGGCCAUGGAGCCCUGAGCAGCUGCGGGGACACUUGAGCAGGCAUGGGGACACACCUGUGAGGGCAGGGGCCAUGGUUAAUGCGGUGACUCCGCCGAGGCAGGAGACAGCAUGGGAACAUGAGCACGGGCAGUGGGGGGACGCAGGUCCCUCCAGCAGGGACACACCGGUGUGUGGCUGGAGCCACCUUAAGGUGUCAGUGCGGGGGAGGGACAGACGGGCUGCGGGGGAGGGCAGUGUCCUGGUCCUGUGCAGCUCCCAUGUUCCCGUUCCUGUCCCGCUGCGACAUGGCCCUGCGGAGGGUGCUGGCGCUGGGGGCAGCCCUGGGGCGCCGCCGCUGCUGCUCCAAGCCCUCGCUGUCCCCUGACUUCGUGGAGGCCCUGAGGGCCGUGGUUGGGGCCCCCAAUGUCUCCACGGCCACAGCAGUGCGGGAGCAGCACGGCCACGAUGAGUCCAUGCACCCCUGUGCCCCCCCGGACGUCGUGGUGUGGCCCCAGGCAGUGGGGCAGGUGCAGGAGCUGGCAGCCCUCUGUCACCGCUGCCGUGUGCCCAUGGUGCCCUUUGGCACGGGAACCGGCCUGGAAGGAGGCGUCAAUGCUGUGCAGGGCGGCGUCUGCUUUGACCUGAGCCGCAUGGACGCAAUCGCAGAGCUGAGCCUCGAGGACUUCUCGGUGACAGUGGAGCCUGGAGUCACCCGCAAGGCCCUCAACAAGCACCUGCGUGGCACCGGGCUCUGGUUUCCUGUUGACCCUGGGGCGGACGCGUCUCUAUGUGGCAUGGCAGCCACGGGUGCAUCAGGCACCAACGCGGUGCGCUAUGGCACCAUGCGCCCCAACGUGCUCAACCUGCGCGUGGUUCUGCCGGACGGGCGCCUGCUCCACACCGCUGGUCCCAGGCGCCAGCCCAGGAAGCGGGCGGCUGGCUACGACCUGACCUCGCUCUUCGUGGGCUCCGAGGGCACUCUGGGCUUCCUGACUCAGGCCACGCUGCGCCUGCACCCCUUGCCCGAGGCCACUGCUGUCACCGUCGCCUCCUUCCCCAGCGUGGGGGCGGCUGUGGCUUGCACUGUCCAGGUGCUGCAGGCUGCCGUGCCUGUGGCCCGCAUUGAGUUCCUGGAUGAGGUGAUGGCGGAUGCCUGUGGCCGCUUCAGUCAGAUGGAGCUCCCAGCGGCAGCCACGCUCCUCCUGGAGCUUCAUGGCUCCCGGCGUAGCCUGGCUGAGCAGCAGCAGCAGAUGGAGGAGAUUGUGCAACAGAACAGCGGCUCCAGCCUGGCCUGGGCGGAGGGGCUGGACGAGCGCGAGCAGCUCUGGUCCAUGCGCCACAAUGCCUGGUACGCUGCCCUGGCGCUGCGGCCCGGCUGCCAGGUGAGGCACAAGGAUGGGGAUAGUGGUGACAGCACCCCUGGUGCUGCAAGUGCCACAGGUCUGCCCUCCCUGGCCCAGGGCUACUCCACGGACGUCUGUGUGCCCAUUUCCCGCCUGCCUGACGUGGUGGUGGAGACCAAGCAGGACCUGCAGGCUUCCGGCCUCACUGGACCCAUGGUGGGACACGUGGGCGAUGGCAACUUCCACUGCAUCCUCGUCUUCAACUCCCAGGACCCGGACGAGGCCCAGCGCAUCCACGCCUUCACUCAGCGCCUGGGCAGGCGGGCACUGGCAGCAGGGGGCACCUGCACCGGGGAGCACGGUGUGGGGCUGGGCAAGCGGGCACUGCUGCAGGAGGAGCUGGGCCAGGAGGGCCUGGACACCCUGCGCUCCAUCAAGGCUGCACUCGACCCCCACAACCUCAUGAACCCUGGCAAGGUGCUCUGAGGGGGAGCACCAGCGCUGAGCUGGCGGUGGGGAGCCUCAGCCCCCUGAGUUGGGGCCAGGGUGACCACGCUGCCCUACAGUGUCACUGUUUGUGUACCUACAAAUCCCCCCAUCACCACUUCUGGAGGUCAGGGAUCCUCAAACCCCCAAUAAACCCUUUGGACUCGCA